CUGACAGCCAUAAUCUACAAUCAGUUCCGCGGCUAUUUAUUGAAAUCUGUUCAGACUUCUCUACUCAGACGGCGGUUGGGAAUUCGAGCUGCCUUUGAAAUCCUUUCCUUCCACAGAGAAGUUAUAUCGCACAGUUGUGACCAAGCGGCCUGCGUUGACUGUGUAACCUUCGUUAAAGUCUUACAGGAAGUAAAAAUGGAUGGCUACUGCAAACUAGCAAUCAUCGAGAAAGUAAGAUGCUUCCCCAGCGGUGUUAUCUCUGCAGAGCAAUUUCAGAAACUAUUUGAUGAACUUGAUAAGGAUCCCGUCAGACAGCACCCGCCCCAGCCUGUGUACCAGUCUAGGUUCCUGCAGAUUUUGCAGAUCAUUGGAAGCCAUCGGUACUUCGACUAUCUGGGGAACAUUGUGGCUUUGGCCAAUCUCAUUUCUAUCUGUGUUGUCUUGAUGAUCGAUGCAGAGAAAGCUGGGAGUGAACGCGAUGACUUCUCUUUAGGCGCCAUCAACUGUUUCUUCAUCCUGUACUACGUUCUGGAGAUGGUCCUGAAAAUGUUUUCCCUGGGAAUAAAGAACUACAUCUCUUACCCAAGCAACAUUUUUGAUGGAUUUCUGACAUUCAUCUUACUGGUGUUGGAAAUUGCUACCUUUGCCCUAUACAAGUUCCCACAUCCUGGCUGGAAACCAGACAUGCAAGGCCUCCUGUCCCUCUGGGAGAUGGUUCGUCUUGUCAACAUGUUUAUCGUUUUCAGAUUUCUAAGGAUCAUCCCAAACAUGAAGAUGAUGGCUUUAGUAGCGGGCACAUUAUUGGACCUAGUGAAGAAUCUUCGGGCAUUUGCUGGAAUCCUUGUGGUGGUAUACUAUGUUUUUGCAAUCAUCGGUAUUGACCUGUUUAGAGGUGUCUUGCCAAAUCCAAGGAACACAAGUUCUCCAGCUAAUGGGAACACCACCAAUGAGACUGCACAGUGCGGGACCUUUGAGCAACUUGAGUAUUGGCCGAACAACUUCGAUGACUUUGCUGCUGCUCUUGUGACACUGUGGAACGUGAUGGUGGUGAAUAACUGGCAGGUUUUCUUGGAAGCCUUUUCCAGAUACACAAAUCCAUGGUCGAAGUUGUACUUUGUGGCAUGGUGGCUGGUGUCUUCUGUCAUUUGGGUUAACCUCUUUGUUGCUUUGAUUUUAGAGAAUUUUAUCCACAAAUGGGAUCGCAGUUACAGGCACUCACUAUCUGCAGCCCAGCAAGUAGAGUACCACAUGACAGUCCAGCUGAUGUUCAGGGAAGACUUAGAAGAACCAACAGAUGAAGAACUUCUGGACAGGUUACAUCAUCACCCUCACCUUCAUCUAUCCAGAUGA
This is a messenger RNA of Staurois parvus, 1350 nucleotides long. The record is from the annotation of a GenBank genome assembly. Lineage: Eukaryota; Metazoa; Chordata; Amphibia; Anura; Ranidae.